Molecule: messenger RNA, 749 nt
Organism: Temnothorax curvispinosus
Lineage: Eukaryota; Metazoa; Arthropoda; Insecta; Hymenoptera; Formicidae
Product: DNA endonuclease RBBP8-like
Exons: 4
Coding region: 49-534 (161 amino acids)
Biological process (GO): DNA double-strand break processing involved in repair via single-strand annealing; double-strand break repair via homologous recombination
Cellular component (GO): site of double-strand break
Molecular function (GO): double-stranded DNA binding; Y-form DNA binding; double-strand/single-strand DNA junction binding
Source: RefSeq, a predicted model, not a curated record
AAUAAAUCUUUGCAUAAAAAUACCGACAAAAAUGAAAGCAGUCCAUCAAUGCUCGACUCUAGACCUUUAAGGAAGAGAUUUCGACUUGCAUUUUAUCCUGCAGUCAAGGAUGCAACUGUUAUUGAAAAUAGUACAUUAGUAAACAAUAACAAGACCGAUAUCGAAGACAAAACUUUUUAUCUGCCUGCAGAACAAACUGGAAAUAAAAACGAAAUGGAUAAUUUUAAUUUGUAUGACAUAGAAAACAAGCCACCUAAAAAAGAGACGUUAUUGGAUAAGUUUAAUAUAUGGUCAAAAAGAAAGGACAUUUCAGAGCAGCGUAACAUACGAUGUAAAGCUGAGAGAGCAAAAUUAACCGGCUGGGAUUGCUGGGAAUGCAGAGAAUAUUAUAACAAUUUGUCGUUAUCAAAAGAAAAUUUGCAAAAACGAAAGAAUCAAUGCUCGCGACAUCGACGCAAAUAUGAACGACCAAAUACACCAGAAGGUUUUUGGAAUCCGAUUUUUCCUGAGACAUUAUCCACUUUGACAGAAUAAAGGUGAAACAUUAUCAUAAUAUGACGUGUACAAUUCUUUGUUAAGGGAGAGUGGAGUAAUUACGAAUACCUAAGCAAAAAAUCAAAUAAAACAAAACCUGAUUCAGAGACUUAGUGUGUAUUGCUUGUUAUGUACUGCAACCAAUCAUUCACAAACUUUUAUUAUCAACUCCUAUUAUUCCACAUCCAUAUGUUGUCACUUUGACAUUUUGACUA